AUGGAUGAAUACGACUACAUUAUCAUCGGCGCAGGAAUUGGCGGUCUUGUUCUGGCAAAUCGCCUAAGCCGCAAUGCCUCCAUCAGCGUGCUCCUCAUUGAAGCCGGCGCCAAUCGGAUGGGAGAUCCUCGCAUCGAGACCCCUGGACUUUUGGCCACAAUGUAUGGCAACCCGGACUUUGACUGGGAUUAUAUGAGUGUUCCACAGGUUCAUGCAAAGAACCGGCAGAUCGGCCAGCCCCGCGGUCGUGUCGUCGGCGGCUCCUCCGCGUUGAAUUUUUCCGUCGUUGCAUACCCCACUGCAUCAGACCUUGAUGCUUGGAAAGCGUUGGGAAAUGAUGGCUGGGGCGCUAAGGAUAUGGCGCCUUAUCUUCGGCAAUUUCACACAUAUUCUGCACCCAGCGAGGCUACAGCAGAACUACUUGGCACACGUCGGUACAUGAACGUUGAUAACCAAGGAUCUCAUGGCCCUGUCCCCGUAUCUCUACCCGAUGUAUAUGGGCCGUUCAAUAAAUCUUGGAACGAGACUUUUGCGCAAUUGGGCUGGGAAACCGAUGCCGAUCCCCUCGAUGGCCACAAAUUGGGCGCUUUUACUUGUCCACUGAGCGUCGAUUCUAAGACGGGGGCAAGAGGGUACGCAGCGGCAUACUACUCCCCCGAUGUUGCAGCGCGGCCGAACCUCCGACUUCUCACAGAGACAAUGGUCGAGCGAAUUCUCUUCAAAGAAGAAAACGGAGAGGUCAUUGCCACAGGUGUGCAGGUCAAGACCCAAGGCACUCCAGACCCAUACCAGAUCACCGCAACGAAAGAAGUUGUCCUCUGUGCAGGCAGUUUGAACACCCCUCAACUGCUCGAGCUCUCAGGCAUUGGUCGUGCAGAUCUUCUCCAGGCCCACGGCAUCCCGGUAAUCAUCGACAACCCCGCCGUGGGCGAGAAUCUCCAAGACCAUGCCAUCACGAGCAUCAACUUCGAAAUCGCUGACGGCCAGGUCUCCGGCGAUAUCCUACGCGAUCCAAAUGUCGUCCAGGCACUCAUCAAGCUCUACGAGGACACACACGGAGGCCCACUGGCAGGCAUGCCGCUCAGCAUGGCCUAUCUCCCGUUCAUGAACGGAACAGGUGUCGUGCCGAAAGAAGAAAUCGAGACCCUGCUCUCCCAACACCUCAACGACGAGAACAUCCCAGCCAACCUGCAGGCACAAUACUCUCACAUCCGCAAGAUGCUCCUCCAAAGUGACGAAUCCUCCUCGCACUACCUCUUCCUCCCUGCCCAACUCCACAUGAACCCAGGAAAGACAACUCUCACCGACGUGCUGGCCAAAACUCUCCCGGAGAAUUACAUCUCUAUCAUGAUGCUACACAACCACCCCUUCUCGCGCGGCUCGGUUCACAUCUCCUCUGGAAAGAUCGAAGACAAACCCACCUACGACCCCAAUUUGCUCUCACACCCACUCGAUCUAGAGAUCAUGGCGCGGCAGCUGCAGUUCGUGGACCGCAUUGCGGAGACUGCACCAUUCUCUACUCUCCUCAAGACCGGGAAACGCAUCCCUGAGAAUGCCACUGAUUUGAGCGACCUUGAUCAUGUGAAGGAUGUUGUUAAGGAUCGCUUGUAUACAUGUUUCCACCCGGCAGGCUCGUGUGCCAUGCUGCCGAGGGAAAACGGGGGUGUUGUUGAUUCUAAUCUGAAGGUUUACGGGACCAAGAACUUGAGAGUUGUUGAUGCUAGUAUUUUCCCUCUUGAGCCUACUGGCAAUAUUCAGGCCACUGUUUAUGCUGUUGCGGAGCGGGCGUCGAGCUUGAUUCUGGAUGGGCCACGUUUGCCCUCCGUGUAA
Molecule: messenger RNA, 1830 nt
Organism: Penicillium coprophilum
Lineage: Eukaryota; Fungi; Ascomycota; Eurotiomycetes; Eurotiales; Aspergillaceae
Product: GMC family oxidoreductase
Exons: 2
Coding region: 1-1830 (609 amino acids)
Molecular function (GO): oxidoreductase activity, acting on CH-OH group of donors; flavin adenine dinucleotide binding
Source: RefSeq, a predicted model, not a curated record